UCCAGGCGUUUUUUAACAUUGCUUCAAACAGCCGAAACACCUACACAAACUGAAAUGGAGGACUCCACCGGCGAGCAGACAACAAUUUCCGCCGACACCGCUGCCGCACUAUCAUUGGAAACCACAAUCACCACACUCCCACCGCAGCCAGAAUCCCAACCGCUCUCAAAGCGCGCCCAAAAGAAGAUAAUAAAGCAGGAAAGAUAUGAAGUAAAGAAGGCAGAGAAGAAGGCGGAAGUGAAGGAGCACAAGAGGAGAGAGAAUGAGCGGAAGCGGAGAGAAUGGGAUGAGAAACUUGCCAACCUUUCUUCCGAAGAGGAGAAGUUGAAGCUGAUUGAGUCAAAAAGAGAGAUGCGAAAGGAGAGGAUGGAGCAACGUUCAGAGGAGAGAGAAAAUAAGAUACAGAGACUUACUCAGGGUAAACUUCAUGGUCAGAACAUCGUCAUUGAUCUUGAAUUUUCGAAUCUGAUGAAACCUAAUGAACUCAAUAGCCUUGUUCAACAGAUAAUGUAUUGCUAUGCAGUUAAUAGUAGGUGCACUUCCCCAGGCCAUCUGUGGUUGACUGGAUGUGAAGGUAACAUGGGAGACCAUUUGAAUAGACUUCCAGGAUUUGAUAAGUGGAUCAUCGAGAAAGAGAAUCGGUCAUAUAUUGAAGCUUUGCAAGAACAGAAAGAGAAUCUGGUUUAUUUAACUGCUGAUGCAGAAACCGUUUUGGAUGAUCUAGACCCUAAGAAAAUAUAUAUCAUUGGUGGUUUGGUAGAUAGGAACCGGUGGAAAGGACUAACUAUGAAGAAAGCUGAAGAGCAAGGUAUCAAAGCAGCAAAACUUCCAAUAGGAAAUUACUUGAAGAUGUCUAGUUCGCAGGUCCUCACUGUAAACCAAGUGGUGGAGAUACUUCUCAAGUACUUAGAGAUGAAAGAUUGGAAGGCUUCUUUCUUUCAGGUGAUUCCUCAGAGGAAACGAUGUGACGCUGACUCAGGUGAUCCUGAAAGAGAAAUUGAAGACAAGGAGAAAACGGAGGAUGUCAGUUGCACCAAGAACCAAAAGAAAAUGAAAUUAUCUGAAACUGAUUCCGAAGGAAGUGAAAGAGAAGUAGAAAUUGGUGAACAUGAGAAGAGUAAAUCCAAACCGAGGGAAGAUGUAGAAUCAGAAUCUCAGAAGCCAGUAGAAGGGAAAUAAAUUUUGAUGUAAGUGAGAAGAAUAUAUCCAUACUGAACGAAGAUGAAUGUUGAAUUUGAUGUCUGUUGAUUCGUUGAACAAUAUGUCCUGGUUUUAUCCUUUCUA
Molecule: messenger RNA, 1284 nt
Organism: Spinacia oleracea (spinach)
Lineage: Eukaryota; Viridiplantae; Streptophyta; Magnoliopsida; Caryophyllales; Amaranthaceae
Product: tRNA (guanine(9)-N1)-methyltransferase
Exons: 3
Coding region: 55-1179 (374 amino acids)
Biological process (GO): tRNA N1-guanine methylation
Cellular component (GO): nucleus
Molecular function (GO): tRNA binding
Source: RefSeq, a predicted model, not a curated record